AUGGCCAACCUCGCCGAGCUCCCCACAGAGCUCUUUGACGAGAUCCGCUACGAUGAUGUUCUAUCCGAUGAGGACAUUAUAAGCCUUUCUUGUGUCUGCAAGAGAUUCCGAAAACUCUGUGUCCCAUCGAUCUUCGACAGCGUCAGGUUCUCAUGUUCGAAAUUUGGCCUCGAAAACCUCCGCGACUGGGCCAAGUCGGAACUCCGUCAUCAUGCGAUCUUCUUCGCUUACUGGAUACCGCCGUUUCUCGAUCCAAAAGCCCUGACGCUCGAGAAUUUCACCUUCACUUUCAGUGACAGUGAGGAUGCAAAUGGUACCCGCCGAUCUCGCGAAGAAUGGCACGAUAUCUUCCACAAACACAAUAAAGAUACUCAAGAAAUCAUCAAAAGUGGCACAGAUCUUACCGUUCUCUCGUCUGCACUGAAAGCUUUACCAUUUCAAGGGAGCGUUAGAUUCGAUUUCCGUAAUGAAAUCCAGGACCACCACGGACAUAUCCUUAAGAUCCCUCAUCGGAUACAAGACAGUUCGUCCCUGAAAUCUCAAGCAUACGCUCACCACAUCCCUGUUCUAGCAUCCGCCCUCUCACAUGCAAGAGCAGCAGGCCAGCAUUUCGUCUUUCUCCGUCUCGUCGGCAUGUCCGUGGUAGGCGGGGAUGGUGAUUGGCCAUCUUCAGAAGAAACACGCGAUAUGCUCAGGCAAUCGCUCAAGCAGAUGUUCGGAGACGUUGACACAGUGAUACUCUCCCGGAGUCGCACUGUUUUACGCCUGUGUACGGCGUAUCCGUUGCAUAUUCGAGAUGUCGAGAUCCAAAACAUGAGUAUUCUUCGCUCUUACGUUGAGGACUUCCUGUCUAGUAACGUGGCAUCUCUGCAUCGAAUUGGAAUCUUCAAUCUUCAUAGUCCGUGGUCGCCCACGAAUAGUAUGAAGGAGAUUACGGCACGGGAUGUCCUUGAAUUGCUGAAUACGAGGCUCUACCAGAUAUCGGGAAUCCGUUGGGAGCUUGAGCCUGAGGAUGGGCUUGUUCCACGUAUGGUGCGUAGCACUUUGCUCUCUCUGGAAUAA
Aspergillus mulundensis is the source of this 1062-nucleotide messenger RNA. RefSeq lists its product as uncharacterized. NCBI's taxonomy places the organism in Eukaryota, Fungi, Ascomycota, Eurotiomycetes, Eurotiales, Aspergillaceae. The coding region runs from base 1 to 1062 and encodes 353 amino acids. The record is from RefSeq and is a predicted model, not a curated record. The transcript has a single exon.